Molecule: messenger RNA, 3005 nt
Organism: Neoarius graeffei (lesser salmon catfish)
Lineage: Eukaryota; Metazoa; Chordata; Actinopteri; Siluriformes; Ariidae
Gene: cxadr
Product: CXADR Ig-like cell adhesion molecule
Exons: 7
Coding region: 140-1267 (375 amino acids)
Biological process (GO): homotypic cell-cell adhesion
Cellular component (GO): intercalated disc; bicellular tight junction; basolateral plasma membrane
Molecular function (GO): cell adhesion molecule binding
Source: RefSeq, a predicted model, not a curated record
GGCGACGCGCGAGCGCAGUGAGUUUGAUGCUGCGCGAGCCGCGGGCGCUGUGAGGAAGCGGAGCGGGAAAGUUAAAGUUCACUUUUAAAGUUUUAUUUUAUUCACAAUCCCGGGCCGAGUUUAGGAAUAAUCUCUCCGAAUGGAUCCGCGGAUUUCCAGUUUAUUUUACGUGUGUGUCAUUUUUCUUCCAGGGUCAGUGUGUGGGCUGCAGGUAUUGCCCUUGGAAACAAAGUCUCUGGAGAAGGCGAGUGGUGAAACUGUGACUCUGGAUUGUACCUUCAGUCUCUCAGCGCAGGACAUUGGACCCCUGGACAUCGAGUGGAGCAUCCAGCCCUCUGACAACCAGAAAGAAGAGAAAGUGGUGAUCCUGUACUCAGGGGACAGGGUCUAUGAUGGUUAUUACCCCGCUCUAAAGGGCAGAGUGCACUUUAAAGACCCCGACCCAAAGAAUGGUGACGCCUCCAUCACAGUCAUGGGCCUGAUCGCCUCAGACACCGGAACCUACCAGUGUAAAGUCAAGAAAGUACCAGGCAUCGGCAGCAGAAAGGUCCUGCUGACUGUCAUGGUGCGUCCCUCUAGGCCGCGAUGUUCUAUCGAGGGUUCUCCACACAUGGGGAAUGAAGUAGUUCUUCGAUGUAAAUCCACUGAAGGGACGAGCCCAAUGCAGUAUACGUGGGAGAAGACCAGCGACAACAAGCUGCUGCCCGCUAACGCUGUGUUGGAUGCUGCUGCAGGGACGGUGAAGAUCCGUAACGCAACGACGGCAGUGUCGGGGAGCUACCGCUGUACUGCCAAGAACCCAGUGGGGUCCGAACAGUGUACGUUGGAGCUCAAAAUCACAACACCCCCAAACACCGCGGGUGUGAUAGCAGGGUCAGUAAUCGUUGUGUUGCUGUUCCUGCUCCUCUUGGCUCUUCUCUUGUUCUGCUGCUGUCGCACUCGUCAGAGAAAGAAGUAUGAGAAGGAGAUUUCCUACGAGAUCCGAGAAGAUGUUCCUGCCCCAAAGAGCCGGAUCUCCACCGCCCGAAGUUUCACCAGUGUGGGAAGUCAGCGCUCGUCUCUCGGCUCCAUGUCUCCCUCCAACCUGCAUGAGUACAACAAGAUUCCAUCUGAGGAGUACGAGGCUCCGCCCAGCCACGUCCCUGUUCCCCCACCCAGCCACACCCCUGUCAUCCCCCCCAGCAGGGUCGCCGGCCCCAACCUCAGCCGCAUGGGGGCUGUUCCGGUCAUGACCCCGGCGCAGAACCGGGACGGUUCCAUCGUGUAGCAGUGGAGAGUCUGAGUGGAUCUGAGGCGAGAAGAAUGUCAUAUACUGAACUCACGAUUUAUUCUUCCAGAUAAUGAGCAGAAGGAAGUGUGUAAAGAUCAGUCUGUGGCGGUGGGGGCUAAACCAGAUUCUGCUCUGUAAAUAAAUGAAUGGUAUUGUUUUUUAAAUUUGUUUUCAGAUAUCGUGUGUAGUGAGUUGGAGCCAAAGUACUCUGGCUUUUCCUCUAAAAUAAUUUUAAGCAGUUUGAUGAAAUCUGUCUGGUGCAGAUGAAGGCUACACCUAUGAAAUGCCCUGUUUUUUUGGUGAUGUGGUUCUAGUCAUUCAGUCAGUCACUGAAUUGCUUUUUUUUUUCCCUCCUUUUGCUGGUGAAGAUACUUGGCAAGUUAGCCGUCGGCUAGCCAAUUAGCUUUGUUUCUGUUUAGCUUGUGAGCACUUUAGUGACACUCUGAUAUGGAGUAUUUUUCCUCUCUUUAAUGGAGAGUGUGGUCUUUCACGUCGAGAGCCGUAUUUACUGAUUUCACAUUGAUUUUGUAUUGUGUCACACAGUGGCAAUUUCAUUGGUCAGCAUCAUGCCUUGCGUUCUGUUGGUUGGUGAAUUUUGAUUGGGUCAUUUCACCAAAAUUUGAGGGAGUGCAGAAAUCUGUGCGCAAAAGAUGUGCGAGUGCAUAGAGCAGUCUGAGAAGGGGGGAAACAUGGCAAAAUCUGAACAUGAAAUGAACAAAUACUGCUCUCAAAUCAAAAGACCAUGCUCUUGACUAAUUCUCAAAACUCAAAAGAACUCCCAUACUUGGAUACUUCCAGCUACUGGAACACAAACCAGAGCAGGAACCAAGAGUAAGAAACGGGGCAGGAAACCACAGCUCAUUACAGAUUUCAAAAUGUUUCUCUUAUCAGUGAUGUGAUGUUUUCUUUUGGCUGCAUAGCAUAUUAGAAAAACUAACUUUUUAGGCAUCAGCAGUGUGUAAUCUGUACAGACAGAACGUGAUUUAUAAACAUUCUUGUGUGUGAGGAAGUGCAUAUAUUUAGAAAUACUCCUGAUCAUGUGUAUGCUGACACUUCCAGUGGUAGCAAAGUUUAUGAAGAUAUCCAUUCAUACAGCACACACUGUGCUACAUCACAGUUCCAAAAUCAGCAGCAGAAAAGGCAAAAAUAAUGGACUUUGACACCAUUACAGGUUUUCCAGAUGUAUGUAGUUGGGGUAACAGAUUGCACACACGUAACCAAAUAAUUUAGUUGGUUUACCAUAUAUGGUGAUUUGGGGGCAUUUCUUGAUGCAAAUGGAUGUGGCUGUGCAUGAGCAGAGCACUUUGGAAUGUGUGAUUUAUCAGCAUCCAUUUUGUGUUACGGUGUGUAAAGAAUGUUGACGAAUACUCCAGGACCUUCUAAUGGCUCUGUGCUGCUGGUGGCCCUGCCUCCAUUGGUUGUAGGUCAUUAGUGAAGUUAACACACCCGUCAAGGAUUACUGCCUGAGCCAGGACUGACCAGAUAAUUGUGGGUUUUUUUUAGUUCUGGAAGAUGAAGGAUCUCGUUUUGGAGGAAAAUAAUCUGAAAAUGAAGUAAUGUAAUAUCUGUAGAGUAAUUAAAAUUCACCCAUAAACUUUUCUACAUUUUUGUCUGAGUGUGAAAAGUUACUGCAAUUACAGAAUUCUGAGUUUUCUGCAGACUAUGAAACUCUACACACACUGUUUUGAUGGAGCUCUGGCUUUAAAGAUGGUGGUAAUAAAGGUAAUAAUGAUAA